AUGCGUCGAGCCACCAACGUCUAUGUCAUUUGCUCCUUCGCCGCCAUAGGCGGCGGGCUGUUCGGCUUCGACAUUUCGUCCAUGUCGGGCGUCAUCGGCACGCAGGCAUACAAGCAAUAUUUUGGGAACCCGGUCUCGUAUGUCCAGGGGGCCAUCACGGCGUCGAUGCCGGCUGGGUCGUUGGUCGGGUCGUUGAUGUCGUCGUUUCUUGCCGACAGGUUGUCGCGCAAGGUUUCGCUGCAGAUUGGCUGCGUUUUUUGGAUCGUGGGCAGCCUGAUUCAGUGUGCCUCGCAGAACAUUGCCAUGCUGUGUGCGGGACGGACGACGGCCGGCUUGUGCGUUGGCAUUGCGAGCUCAGUUGUGCCCAUCUAUCAGUCCGAGAUUGCUCCCAAGGAGAUACGCGGCAGGGUCGUCAGCCUGCAGCAAUGGGCCAUCACCUGGGGUAUCCUCAUCCAAUACUUUAUCCAGUACGGCGUGGCCGAGAGCAUUGGCGGAGGACCCGGUGAUCCGAAGCAGCCAACGGUGGCGUUCCGGAUCCCGUGGGGGGUGCAGACGGUGCCCGGGUGCGUGCUGCUCGUCGGCCUCUUCUUCUGCCCGCACAGCCCGCGGUGGCUGGCGUCGCAGGACCGCUGGGCCGAGGCACUGGCAGUGCUGGCGGACCUACAUGGCGACGGUGACGCCCGCGACCGGCGCGUGCUGGCGCAGUAUCGUGAGAUCGAGGACGCGCUGCGCCUCGAGCGCGAGCAGGCCGAGAGCAGCUUCGCAGCGCUGCUGCGGAGGCGCAUGCUCAAGCGCGUGGUCCUGGGCAUGAGCAUCCAGGCUUGGAGUCAGCUGUGCGGCAUGAACAUCAUGAUGUAUUACAUUGUCUAUGUCAUGGAGGGCGCUGGCAUCGCAUCGCCGCUCCUGACUGCCUCGAUCCAGUAUAUCAUCAACGUCGUUCUGACGCUGCCUGCGAUUCUCUUUCUCGACAAAUGGGGCCGACGCCCGGCGCUCGUGGUCGGGUCGUUUCUCAUGAUGACUUGGCUCUUUAUUUCCGGGGCCGUGCAACAAUACUAUGGUCGACCAAAUACGCCAGAAACGAGGACUGGUCAGAACAAGGACACGACGUGGAUCGUUGCGCACAACCGCCAGGCCUCGUGUGCCAUCGUCGCCUGCUCGUAUCUCUUCGUCGCUACCUUUGCCACCACCUGGGGCCCAACGUCGUGGACGUACCCUGCCGAGAUCUUCCCGUCGAGGAUCCGAGCCAAGGCUGUGUCCAUCAGCACCGCGACCAAUUGGCUCUUCAACAUGGUGCUGGCCUUUGUCGUCCCUCCGCUUCUGUGGCAUGCCAACUAUAGAACUUACUACCUGUUCGGAUCCUUCAACGCCGCCGCCUUCUUCCACAUGUUCCUCGCGGCGCACGAGACAAAGGGCUACACGCUGGAGGAGAUGGACGACGUGUUCGACUCGGGCGUGCCGGCGUGGAAGCGCGGCAAACCGGUUCACAGCCGCCUGGAGGAGCUGGAGAUGCGGUUGGAGACGGAAUCGGCGGCCAAGAUGCAUCAGUCACCGGACAUAUGCGAGCGGCCGGAGACGCCGUGA
Hirsutella rhossiliensis is the source of this 1581-nucleotide messenger RNA. RefSeq names its product sugar transporter domain-containing protein. Lineage: Eukaryota; Fungi; Ascomycota; Sordariomycetes; Hypocreales; Ophiocordycipitaceae. Gene Ontology annotation, biological process: carbohydrate transport; transmembrane transport. Gene Ontology annotation, cellular component: membrane. The record is from RefSeq and is a predicted model, not a curated record. Bases 1 to 1581 code for a protein of 526 amino acids. The transcript has 9 exons. Gene Ontology annotation, molecular function: carbohydrate:proton symporter activity.